GCCCGAGGGUUCAGAGUGAGGGGUGGCCUCUUGUUCCUCGCGCUGGCGCCCUCCGCCCUGGAGAGUCCUUCGUUUUGUCUGCGUGCGGUGCGGUGCAUGGGCGCCGUUCUCGUACGUGAGCCACGCUCCGGUGGCCAUGUUGUUUUGGCCGUGCUGGUGCCGGCGGGCAUCUCUUCGCCCUCCCGCCAGCGCACUGGUGAGUCCGCACUCUCUCGCAUGCGCCCAGGGCCAGGCCUUCGCCGCGAACGCGUACCAAGUCUUCCGGGUGCCGAUCUCCGGGGGCGCUGCAGUUCCAGAGCCGUGCCUGGGCCUCGCAGGCGCGAGGGAGGCGGCUGCCCGCCGUCGCGGACGUCGCGGUAGACUGCGACGCGGCCGGCUGCUGGCCGCUGGUGCUGCUGGGGGGGAACAGCAGCGCGGGGCAGGUGCUGGACUGCGCCAGCGGGCGGCGGCAGGAGACCUGCUGCUGGGCCCGCCCGCCGCCACGCGCCUGGCCCUGGCGUCCGGCGGGGGCGGCAGGGCGCUGGCGGCCACCGCCGCGGGCGCCGUGGUGGAGCUCGGGCGCGCCGCGGGCGGCGGCUGGCGCCCGCUGUGGGACGUGGCGAGCGACGAGGGCGGGGGGCGUCGGCCGUCGGAGGAGGAGAGGGGGCCGAGCUGUGCGCGCUGGGGGCCGAGGACGACGGGCAGCUCCUCUUCUUCCGAAGAGGCGGGUCCGUGGAGCUGCGGAACGCGACCACCGGGCAGCUCGUUGGGGAGUGGUCCCUGGGAGAGCGGAUCGCUGCCGGGUGCGCGCUUGGCGGCGGGUCGGUGCUCGCGGUGGCGGAGGGCAGGGCCCCACGACUCCUGCUCGCGCGGCUCUCCGGCGCGCGCGCGCCUACAGCGGGAGAGCCGAGGGAAAAAGGAGCGGACCACCAGCGAGGCUCGGGGAUGCCUUCGGGGGGGGGGAGGCCGCCGCCCGGAGUACCCCGACCUCCUCGCGUCGUGA
This is a messenger RNA of Prorocentrum cordatum, 982 nucleotides long. Lineage: Eukaryota; Dinophyceae; Prorocentrales; Prorocentraceae. The record is from the annotation of a GenBank genome assembly.